AUGUCCCGAGUAGUUGCAGCCAGGUUACAGUCCGCUAGGAAGGCCAUGAAUCGUCUUUUCGAAACCAAUACCAAAUUGCAGAACUAUAGUCAUCGGUACUCGACUGUUGUCAGGGGAGCCAAGUACUCUCAAGAUUAUGCGCAGUAUCUGGUACUUCCCAAUGGAGAGACCGGGUCAUACUUCCAUGACAUCCCACUAGGUUUGGAUCUUGAACACCGAGAGGUGAAUAUGGUGGUGGAGGUACCAAGAUGGUCCAACGGCAAGUUUGAGAUCUCCCGAACCGAGGAUUUCAAUCCCAUAAAGCAAGACGUAAAGAACGGAAAGCCCCGUUUUGUUAACAAUAUCUACCCGUUCAAAGGUUAUAUACAUAACUACGGGGCGAUUCCGCAGACGUGGGAGAACCCUGCGGCCGAGGGCUUACCGGGCCUCAAUGGGGACAACGACCCGCUAGACUGCUGUGAAAUCGGAUCCGCCGUGUUCGGUACGGGUGAGGUUCGCAGAGUAAAGGUCCUCGGCUCGUUGGCGCUUAUAGACGACGGAGAGCUCGACUGGAAAGUCAUCGUGAUCGACUGCGAGGAUCCGAAAAGCGCGGAGCUCAACACUCUGGAUGACGUCCGUCGUGUCUUCCCACGCUUGCUAGACGACACCAUAACGUGGUUCCGGAACUACAAAAUUCCUACUGGGAAGCCUGCAAACAAAUUUGCCUUUGACAGUGAAUACCAGCCAGUCGAGAAGACGCUUGGAGUGAUCCAGGAGUGUCACAGUUCAUGGAAAGAUUUGAUCGACGGCAAAGUUCAAUACCACAAACUCCCAAAUACUACAAGAGCAGGUAAAAAUGUGCGUAUGGAAGAGUACAAGCUUCCAGACGCUCAGAUACCACCUGCAGUGGACAUAUGGUACCAUGUAUAA
Molecule: messenger RNA, 909 nt
Organism: Eremothecium gossypii ATCC 10895
Lineage: Eukaryota; Fungi; Ascomycota; Saccharomycetes; Saccharomycetales; Saccharomycetaceae
Gene: PPA2
Product: inorganic diphosphatase PPA2
Exons: 1
Coding region: 1-909 (302 amino acids)
Biological process (GO): phosphate-containing compound metabolic process
Cellular component (GO): nucleus; cytoplasm
Molecular function (GO): inorganic diphosphate phosphatase activity; magnesium ion binding
Source: RefSeq, marked provisional